Messenger RNA from Brassica oleracea var. oleracea, 2339 nucleotides. Its product is annotated as ribonucleoside-diphosphate reductase large subunit-like. NCBI's taxonomy places the organism in Eukaryota, Viridiplantae, Streptophyta, Magnoliopsida, Brassicales, Brassicaceae. Gene Ontology annotation, molecular function: ATP binding; ribonucleoside-diphosphate reductase activity, thioredoxin disulfide as acceptor. Gene Ontology annotation, cellular component: ribonucleoside-diphosphate reductase complex. Bases 105 to 2339 code for a protein of 744 amino acids. The record is from RefSeq and is a predicted model, not a curated record. Gene Ontology annotation, biological process: deoxyribonucleotide biosynthetic process; DNA replication. The transcript has 16 exons.
GCUGGCAGAGAAGCUCGUGAACUGAAGAGAAGAAAAGAGGUGACAUUGAGUCGGUGAUUCUUUCCGAUCGAGUUGCGAUCAUCUUUUUUUAUAUUUCUAGCAAGAUGCCAGAACGUGCUAAAGCUUUGAAUAUGCACGUAGUGAAGCGCGAUGGAUGGGUGGAAACUCUUCACUUGGAUAAGAUUACUGCGCGACUUAAGAAACUUAGCUAUGGGCUUAGCAGUUACCGCUGUGACAUUCUCCUGGUAGCUCGUGAAGUUUAUGCCCGUGUCUAUGACGGGAUCACCACGAGUCAAGUUGACGAGUUGGCUGCUGAGACUGCUGCUUCCAUGGCUUGUAACCAUCCUGAUUAUGCCUCCCUGGCUGCAAGGAUUGCUGUCUCAAAUCUCCAGAAGAACACACAGAAAUCAUUUUCUGAGACGGUUGCGUACAUGUACAAUUAUGUCAAUGAGAGAUCGGGACUGAAUGCUUCUCUAAUAGCUGAGAAUGUAUUUUCGAUAGUUUCGGAGAAUGCUAAACGUCUGGACAGGGAGAUGGUAUAUGAUCGUGAUUUUGAAUAUGAUUACUUUGAAUUUAAGACGCUUGAGAGAUUAUACCUCUUGAAAGUCCAAGGGAAAGUCGUUGAAAGGCCUCAGCACAUGUUGAUGAGGGUUGCUGUUGGCAUCCAUUUGGGAGAUAUUGAUUCGGCAAUCAAAACUUACGAUUUGAUGUCUAAGAGAUUGUUCACUCAUGCAUCUCCUGCUCUCUUAAACGCAGGCUCGCCAAGGCCUCAAUUGAGCAGCUGCUUUCUUACCUGCAUGAAAGAUGAUAGCAUCGAGGGCAUAUACAAUACAGUCAAAGAGUGUGCUGUUCUACGCAAAUCUGCAGGCAGUAUUGGUGUUUCUCUUCAUAACAUCCGUGGCACAAAGGGAAUCUCUUAUGGUAUUGGUAAAAUGCUGGAUGUUUUCAAAGCUACUACUCGUUUUCUUGAUCAAGGAGGAGGUGAAGGAGGAGGCGUUACAGUAUACCUGGAGCCAUGGCAUGCUGAUAUCUCUGAGUUUCUAGAUCAUCUUUGGAAGAGCCACGGAAAGGAGAAGCACAGUGCUAGAGACUUGUUUUAUGCUCUCUGGGUUCCUGAUCUUUUCAUGGAGAGAGCCCUUGGGGAUGAGCAGUGGUCACUGUUUUGUCCUAAUGAAGCUCCAGGUUUAGCAGAUUGCUGGGGACCGGAAUUUGAGAGACUGUACACAAAGUAUGAAAGAGAGGGAAAGGCAAAGAAGGUCGUUAAGGCGCAGGAGCUUUGGAAUGAAAUCGUGACAUGCCAGCUAGAAACAGGAAUGCCAUACAUGCUUUUCAAGGACUCAUGCAACAGAAAAAGCAAUCAGCAAAAUCUUGGUACCAUAAACUCCUCCUCCGGCUUAUGCAGUGGAGUUAUUCAAUACAGCAGUCCAACAGAAACAGCUGUGUGCAAUCUUGCAUCCAUUGUUUUGCCUAGAUUUGUUAGGGAUAAAGAUGUUCCAAUGGACUCUCAUCCAUCUGAGCCUGCCGGCAGCCUGGGCUCAAAGAAUCGUUACUUUGAUUUUCACAGCUUAGCCAAGGUAACUGCUAAUGUUACUAAUGAUCUCGAUAGGAUAAUAGACGCAAAUUACUAUCCUCUAGAGAGUGCAAAAACUUCGAACAUGCGUCAUAGGCCUAUUGGUAUUGGUGUACAAGGUCUUGCAGACGUCUUUAUCCUCCUUGGAAUGCCAUUUGGUAGACCUCAGGCCCUACAACUGAAUACGGAUAUAUUUGAAACCAUAUACUACCAUGCUCUCAAAGCAUCUUCAGAGCUUUCUGCAAGAGAUGACGCGUAUGAGACAUAUAAAGGAAGUCCCAUGAGCAAGGGGAUUCUUCAACCUGACAUGUGGAAUGUGACUCCAUCAGACCGUUGGGACUGGGAUUUUCUUAGGGAUAUGAUAUUAAAAAAUGGAGUGAGGAACUCUCUUUUGGUAUCAUUGGCUGGGAACAACAAAGGUUUGGAGCCUUGUGCAUCAAACAUCAUCAAUAACGGAGGGUUAAGUGGUGAAUUCACAAUCGUGAAUAGGCAUCUUCUUCACGAUUUAACUAAUAUGGGACUUUGGUCUCAGAGAAUGAAAAAGGUUCUCACUAGUGAGAAUGGUUCUAUAGGAAAUAUCCCAGAGAUACCUGAUGAUCUGAAAGCAAUUUACAGAACUGCUUGGGAAGUUAAAAAAAAAACUUUGGUCAAGAUGGCUGCUGGUCGUGGAGGCUAUGUAGAUCAAAGUCAAAGCUUUAACAUUCACUUGAAUGAACCGAGCCGCCUCAAUGUCACUGACUUGCACUUCUACACUUGGUUUCAGGUUUGA